AUGGGAACCGCCGGUAAAGCCUUCGAAGCUCUUCAAGCAGGCAGAAAAGCCAUCAAGCAAGGCCGUGAAUAUCAUGGCAAAGGACAAGAGAUUCUCCAAGGGGUCCGGGACGCUCAUGGUAAAUUUCAGGAAUUUAAUAAAACAGCCCAAAGCUUCGGCAUAGAUUUAUCUAAAGACGCAUCAAACAUACACAAUAGCCGUGGCCAGUUCCAAAGAGGAGCCAAAGGCUACGCACGAGGUUGUUUUUGUGGAUUCUGGACUAUACUCAAAGCCCAAGCUAAGAAGUAUAUUACAUAUGUGCUCUCUCUAUUGGUUUUUGCUUUCAUCGCCCUAGGUCUUGUUUGUUUUCUCAUCGCUGUGCUUUCGCAUCAUUCACACUUGCAACUCCUUACAUUAACGACGAAGGAAAUGGUGGGUAACCAUGCUACGAAAGGAGGGAAUGUUACAAGAGUGGAGGAGAUCGUGGACUAUAAUAUCUAUCUCUUGCACUACUGUGUCACUGGUCUUACUACGGCAGCUGAGAAGACGUUUCGGAUAACAAACGGCUGCCAUCACGCAAGGCAAGCAUUGUAUGACCACAUACUGCCUGCCCUCAGUUCUACUAUUGUACCCCCACUUCCCGGAAAGGAUGUACUACGCCCCACCGCGGAGAUUCAUACUCUCUUCAAACACUAUGCAUACAUAUCUUUCUGCCUAUACAUCCUCGAUAUCAUUCUUCUGCCUAUUGUUGCAGUUGUGUUUAUCUGGUGGUUCAUUAGUACCCUAACGCCUUGGAAUCGAACCUUCAGGCUUGUUCUCUGCUUCUUCAUAUCCACUCUCCUCGCACCUGCAGUCCUUCAAACACUCCUCAUCUACCGUGUCGUCCACAUCCUCAAACACGACAUCGACUUCACCAAAUCCUACCUCGAUAUCAGUGUUAAACACGGAUUCCUCUAUAUGAUUCUCGCCCACUCCUUCUGGUGUACACUACUCUUCAACCUCAUCCUUUUCCGUCUCAUAGACUGGCUUCGAAACAAGAGAAAAACGAGAAAACUUGACCAGACUCAAGCUUCCUACCAGGCUCAAAAUAGUCAAGACUCUUCUGAUUUUCACGAGGGAAAUGGUGGAGUUGAAAAUACUUCAUACGAUACUCAAUCUUUUGAGAUGAAGAAAAUGCCACCUCCAAAGGAUUCAAAAGAUAUAGCAAGUAUUGCACGAAAGCCAGUGGAGUUGCAGUGUGAUAAUGUCGACAUAAGUUACGGUAAUGGUGAUUUGGGAGAAGGAAACCUGAGGAGUAAUAUUGAUUUCAUUCAUGAAAAUCGGAAGAAUAACCGAGAUUACAUGGGGGGAAGAGGAAUUUGAUAAUGUAUAGUAAUUAGACGCUAGUAUCUCG
Molecule: messenger RNA, 1372 nt
Organism: Botrytis byssoidea
Lineage: Eukaryota; Fungi; Ascomycota; Leotiomycetes; Helotiales; Sclerotiniaceae
Exons: 3
Coding region: 1-1341 (446 amino acids)
Source: RefSeq, a predicted model, not a curated record